AUGGCUAAAGCGAAGACAAAAACUACUGUGAUCAAGCUUAUAUCCACAGCGAUGACUGGUGUCAGUCGCCAUGUCACUAUAAAUAGGGCAGCUCCACUUGUGACACAAGUAAGGUAUGAUCCAGUUGCGAAGCGCCAUGUUCUAUUCAAGGAAGCUAAGAAGAGAAAGGUUGCCGAGAGAAAACCAUUAAACUUUUUGCGUAGUGCAAAGCAGUGA
Messenger RNA from Kluyveromyces marxianus DMKU3-1042, 216 nucleotides. It is a transcript of the gene MRPL39, whose product is annotated as mitochondrial 54S ribosomal protein bL33m. Bases 1 to 216 code for a protein of 71 amino acids. The record is from RefSeq and is a predicted model, not a curated record. The transcript has a single exon. Gene Ontology annotation, biological process: translation. Gene Ontology annotation, molecular function: structural constituent of ribosome. Gene Ontology annotation, cellular component: mitochondrion; ribosome. Lineage: Eukaryota; Fungi; Ascomycota; Saccharomycetes; Saccharomycetales; Saccharomycetaceae.